AUGACGCCAAAACGCAAAGGAGCCGACGCACGCACCUCGCGCAUGCACGACGAGGACGACAAGGUGCUCGAUCCGAAACUGGCGGAGCACGCGGACGAAGACGAGUGCGAGACGUCGAAGCCGCGUUUGGCGAAACGACAGAAGAGAUCGACGCACUCGUUGCGCUCGGCGGUUGUCGCUGGUGGAGCCAAAGUGGACAAACAGUACGGCUCGUCGGCAUAUGCCAAGUCGGGACAGGGAUGGCAUCGGUCUGAUUUCAAUCCUAACGCUCGCGGUCGCACCGAUUCGAAAACGCCGUUGAACCAGCUUGAAGAGGCACUCAACGCGCACGCGCCCAACAAAGCAAACGAUGCAAACGACGGUAAAAACGUAGUCUAUUGGAUGCGCAUGCACGAUCUCCGGAUCCACGAUAACAGAGCUUUGGCGCACGCCUCGAGUCUAGCAGCAGCUAGACGUAAGAAUGGCAAAGGUGGACAUCUAAUCGCGCUGUUUGUCAUCACUCCAGCUGACUACAGCGCGCACGACCGCGGUGCACGCCGUAUCGAUUUCGUCCUUCGAACGCUCGCCAGUCUCAAGUCGCAGUUUGACAAGCUCGAUAUUCCAUUUGUCGUAUACACGUACUCGGGCGAAGACCGAGCGCAGGUCGGCGAAAAGGUCUUUUCUCUGUGCGAACAAUGCGACGCCUCGCAACUGACGGCGAAUAUCGAAUACGAGGUAGACGAGCUCUGGCGUGAUCUGGCGAUGCUUGAGGCCAAAGACAAAAAAGGGGUCAGCUUCAGCCUGUUGCACGACUGCUACGUUGUGCCACCUGGAAGGAUCAAGACCAACGACGGUCGACCUUAUUCCGUCUUCUCGCCGUGGAAUCGACGUUGGACGGAAUCGAUUUCCAAGGACAUGUCGCUCAUCGAGGCGUCUGAGGAUCCCGAGGCGAACCCAAAAUCGAUCCGAAGCCAUCCCAAGCUCGGUGCACUGUUCGAGCUGAGCAAGCUGGGUACCGGAUAUGGGAUUCCCGAGGAGCUGAGCGGGUUUGAAUGCAAGGAUCGCGAAUACAUGGCAAAGCUUUGGCCGGCUACGGACCAAGCAGCGCACCAAGUGCUCGACAAUUUCAUCAAGGGCAAGGGAGGCGAAACGGCUUUGGAUCGAGCAGCCAACGAGCCAUCUACUGCAGAGGUAGGUGCGAAUGCCAAAGACUCGCGCUUGGCACGGUAUGCCGAGGGGCGCAACUUGCUGAGCGAGAACGGCACUUCACGAAUCAGCCCGUACCUGGCGGCGGGCGUGGUGUCGGCGCGAGAAUGCCUGCGUCGAACCAAGCAGCUGACAAAAGGCAAGUUGCACGUCGGCAGAGAUAGCGGAGUCGCCAUGUGGAAUACCGAGAUCUCAUUCCGCGACUUUUACGCCCAUGUUCUCGCCGCCUGGCCCAAAGUGUGCAUGGGCCACGCAUUCAUCACCAAGUACGAAGACGUGGUUUGGGAAACCGACAGUUCCACCUUAGACGCUUGGAAACAAGGUCGAACUGGCUAUCCGAUCGUCGACGCCGCCCAACGUCAGUGCAUCCAGCAAGGCUACAUCCACAACCGUGGACGCAUGAUCUCGGCCAUGUUUCUCACCAAACAUCUCCUCCACGAUUGGCGCCACGGCGAACGCCAUUUCUCGCUCAACUUUAUCGAUCAAGACUUUGCCAGUAACAACGGAGGCUGGCAGUGGAGCGCCAGCACCGGCACCGACCCACAACCUUACUUCAGAAUCUUCAACCCGCUCAGCCAGAGCGAAAAAUGCGACCCACACGGCGACUACAUCCGACACUUUGUACCAGAGUUGAAAAACGUCAAGGGUAACGCCAUUCACGAUCCCUUCCAUAGAUUGAGCAAAGCAGAGUUUGAAAAAUUGGGCUAUCCCAAGCCCAUCGUAGAACACGCACAAGCUAGACAGCGCGCACUCAAAAGGUACAAGAAUCCUGGUGACCAAUAA
This is a messenger RNA of Mycosarcoma maydis (corn smut), 1968 nucleotides long. RefSeq lists its product as uncharacterized. Gene Ontology annotation, molecular function: DNA binding; FAD binding. The record is from RefSeq and is a predicted model, not a curated record. The transcript has a single exon. The coding region runs from base 1 to 1968 and encodes 655 amino acids. Gene Ontology annotation, biological process: circadian regulation of gene expression; entrainment of circadian clock by photoperiod. Gene Ontology annotation, cellular component: nucleus; cytoplasm. NCBI's taxonomy places the organism in Eukaryota, Fungi, Basidiomycota, Ustilaginomycetes, Ustilaginales.